GUGUUUCAGUAUAUAAUUAAACAUCUGAACACGACAAUUCAAAAAGGGGACCAGAAAGCAAUAAGAAUAAUUAAUUUUUAGUAUAUAUGACGAAGAAGUGGAAUUCAAUAUUCUGAAACAGAGAAAAGGAAUAGAUUACUCAAUAAUCAUAUUCAUCAUCAUGAAUCAUUGUACGGUACCAACUUGGAAUCCAAUGCAUCAAAGACAAGAACAAGUCGUAGAAGCAGAAGAGGCUAACAAAUAUCCUCACGUGCAUAACCAGCAGAAUCCAAUUAAUCAUUUUCUCCCCAUGUCUAGUAAGUGUGAAGAAGUUGCAGAGCUGACAUGGGAAAAGGGGCAGUUAGGAAUGCAUGGACUAGGGGGCAUACUCUCCAUGUCACAAGCAAAACAGACACUGGGAAGAACCGGCGAUACAUUAGAGUCCAUUGUGCAUCAAGCCACACACCACGGGAAGAAUCAGACUUCAAUUCAUCAAAAUUAUGACCAAAAUGAUGAUCAGGAUCUGAAAAUUGGUGUGCUGUGUAGUGGAGGAAAAUGGGGUGAGAGUUCACAAAAAAUGGCGCCUCCUCGAGCAACAGUGUUUGCUAAAAAGAGGAUGAGACCAUCAGAAUCUGACCCCCAAUAUGUCGGAGCUGGUGAUCAUGAGUAUGCAGAACGUAGCGCGUGUGCAAGUGCCAGCGCUACCUUCUAUAGGGAGAAUGACACCACCAUGGUCACAUGGCCUUCCUUUGAUGAGUCUUCGCGUAGCAUCAAGUCCAAAACCACUUGUGAUGAAGAUUCUGCUUGUCAUGGUGGUGGCUCGCAGGAAAACAAGAAGGAAGAACAUGAAACAAAAAGGUCCAACUCAUCAAGACGUAGCCGAGCAGCAGCUGUUCAUAACCAGUCAGAGCGGAGACGCCGAGACAGAAUUAACCAAAGGAUGAAAGCUCUGCAGAGAUUGGUACCAAAUGCAAGUAAGACAGAUAAAGCAUCAAUGCUUGAUGAAGUGAUAGACUACUUAAAGCAACUACAAGCGCAAGUUCAAUUGAUGAGCAGUACUGCAAGAAACAUAGCACCACAAAUGACAAUGCCUUUUGGAAUGCAUCAACAUAUUCAGAUGUCAUUACUAGCGAGAAUGGGCGUUGGUGUUGGUCUUGGCAUGGGCAUGGGGAUGUUUGAUAUGACUGCUUUAGCUCGCGCUGCUGCUGCUGCCACAACCACUGAUCAGUCUCUUCCCACUAAUAUUCCAUUCAUCUCACCAGGAGCCUUUGGCCUGCAGCCUGCAGCCCCGGCUAUUAUUCCUUCAGCCACACAAGCUAAUACUGUCGUCAGGGCUAAUACUGUUAUCCCUGACGUUACCAAUACUACCACCAAUUCCGCCCCUUUUACUAACCCUUGUAGCGCUUUUCUACCUCAAUCGAUGGACAUGGACUACUUCAACAACAUGGCAGCUUUGUAUCGGCAGCAAUUAGCUAAUCAAUCUGCGGAUAUAACAGGCAGCAAGUUGAACCAGGGGACUAGACCAAACAGAUCAUAGAAACUGAAAGUUUUUUUUAAUUCUAUAAUUUGUAGUACGUAUUAUCGUUUGUAUCCAAGAAUUGCAAGGUUUUAGAUAUUAGGUGGCAAUAUGUAUACAGUAUAUUGCUCCUCCAAUAUAUAUUUUUCCAUAGUUAACAUGAGACUAAUAGUGCAAGUUAAGUGUACCUAUUUCAAUAUUAGGAGCCCGUUUGGAUGACUUAAAAAAAAUAAC
Solanum dulcamara is the source of this 1729-nucleotide messenger RNA. Its product is annotated as transcription factor UNE10-like. NCBI's taxonomy places the organism in Eukaryota, Viridiplantae, Streptophyta, Magnoliopsida, Solanales, Solanaceae. The coding region runs from base 161 to 1516 and encodes 451 amino acids. The record is from RefSeq and is a predicted model, not a curated record. Gene Ontology annotation, cellular component: nucleus. Gene Ontology annotation, molecular function: protein dimerization activity. The transcript has 6 exons.